CAUAAGUGCAGGCAGCGCGAUGACACAUGUUCAUGAUGAAUUUGAUGAAUCAAUAUUCUUCAAGGUAAAUGAUGUUUACAUACAAAAAGUUUGAAUAUGACUUUUAUUAAUAAAAUGAACGAUAAUGUUUCCAUAACACAUCUGAUCAAUUCUUGCAGGAAGACUUUUCAUACAUGGCUUUACUAAAUGGAGAUAUCGACAUGAACUGCUCAUCAUCUAAUAUAAAUAUAAAGGAUAAAACAAUAGUGGAUGGUGAAGGACAAUCUACAAGUUCGACAUACGAAAACAAUACAAACAAAGAGGACCAUGAACAAAAUCCAUGGAACUCAAGUUUAUUUGAUGACAUGCAACUCGAUGAGGUUGUUGAUGAAGAUGAGCAACAAGAAGAAACACAUAAACAAGACUUUGACCAUACAUGGAAUCUGGAUGGGAAGAACAGUAACAAUGCUGAAGAUGGUGAUGCAGGGGAAAGACAACCUGGCAGAGCAGCUGCAAAUGGUGAAGAAAAAAACAAAAACAUAUCUGAGGAAGAUGUGGAUAUAUUCUUACAAAAUGAAUAGCAAGGGGCAGACCAGGACAAUGACCAGCAAAAUGAAGCAGGAUCUUCAACAAGAAAUGAAUAUGUAAUGCCAGUGAAAGGGAUGGAAUUUCAAUCAAGAGAGGAAGCUCAGAACUUCUUGAACAUGUAUUCAUAUGCUGUUGGCUUCUCGAUAGCUGUGGUGUCAGUGUACCGUACAACUAGCAAAAAAAGGAAAAAUGAGAUCACAAGGGCGACUCUCAAGUGCAAUAAACAUGGACA
This is a messenger RNA of Lolium perenne, 799 nucleotides long. Lineage: Eukaryota; Viridiplantae; Streptophyta; Magnoliopsida; Poales; Poaceae. The record is from RefSeq and is a predicted model, not a curated record.